CAGCAGCAGCAGCAACGGGGGAGAGAGAGAGAAAAAAAAAAGGGAAUGAAGAUUUCUUUUUUCUUUUUUUUAAACCCACCGCUCCCCUUCAGACGACCAGCGUUUCCAGCUCAAACAAAUAUCUUUUAACAACAUCACGUUGUGGAAUAGUCUGGCGCCGGAGCAUCGCUGGAACCAUGCCUCUUCUGCAGAUUUGGACUGGGAAAUUUCAUCCACCAAUUUGAUCAUCAAGAGGCUGCUGCUCAGUCAUUCAUGCCAGUGUUUGUUUUUCUAAGAGGAAGAAUACUUGUCAUCACUUUUAAAAGUAUUGUGUAUGCUGUUUUUUAAGCAAGAUGUCUGAUCUUCUGGUGUUGGUCGAGGGGCUCUGUGACCUGCACGGAUUUCCAUAGCCGGGGAAAACAGCGGGGGCCAAUUACGAGAUUUUUUAAAAAUCAAGAAGACUAUUUUAAUGAAGACAUCGCAUGCGUAGAUGUAGGGUAGAUUAUUCGACAUUUUUUUAAAAGGCAAUUAUUUUUUAAUUGCCAGUUUUUACUUUGUGCAUUUUUCUGGAGGACCACUGGACUGGUUGGAUUAUAGAAACUAUAUAUAAGGAUUUGUGGAGAUGUUGGGUCGUCAAGAAGAUAAAAUAUGUGGAAUUUUCUCUGCUCUGGCGGCUUUGUCCUUCUUCUGCUUUGUUCAAAGCUCUUCCACGGGAAGCACCGGAAUGUCUGUGGCCAAGGCCACUGUGGACAAGCUGCUGAAGGGAUAUGACAUCCGAUUGAGGCCUGAUUUUGGAGGUCCUCCAGUCAUCGUAGGAAUGAGCAUCAACAUAGCGAGCAUCGACUCCAUCUCAGAAGUAAACAUGGACUAUACCAUCACAAUGUAUUUCCAGCAGAGCUGGCGAGAUAAGCGUUUGGCCUACAAUGAACUGAAGCUAAACCUGACUCUGGACAACCGUGUAGCAGACCAGCUUUGGCUCCCUGACACCUACUUCCUUAAUGACAAGAAGUCCUUUCUGCAUGGUGUGACAGUAAAGAACCGUAUGAUCCGAUUGCACCCAGAUGGCACUGUCCUAUACGGGCUGAGAAUAACCACCACCGCUGCGUGCAUGAUGGAUCUGCGGAGGUACCCUCUUGAUGAACAGAACUGCACCCUUGAGAUUGAAAGCUACGGAUACACCACAGAUGACAUCGUAUUCUUCUGGCAAGGAGGGGACACCGCUGUGACGGGCGUGGACAAGUUGGAGUUACCUCAGUUCUCCAUUGUGGAACUCCGCUUGGUGUCCAGGGAGGUCAGGUUUACUACAGGUUCAUACCCGAGGCUCUCUCUGAGUUUCAGGAUUAAGAGGAACAUUGGAUACUUCAUCCUGCAGACGUACAUGCCCUCCAUCUUGAUCACCAUCCUCUCCUGGGUCUCCUUCUGGAUCAAUUAUGAUGCCUCUGCAGCUCGGGUGGCCCUGGGUGUGACAACGGUGCUUACCAUGACAACAAUUAACACCCACCUUAGGGAGACUCUCCCAAAGAUUCCGUACGUGAAAGCCAUCGACGUCUACCUCAUGGGCUGUUUUGUGUUUGUGUUCCUGGCCCUGCUCGAAUAUGCCUUUGUAAAUUACGUGUUCUUUGGCCGGGGCCCUGCGCAACAGAAGAAAAUCAACGAGAGGCUGAACAAAGCCAACAACGAGCGCACAAGAUACGAAGAGAAGAGCCUGAGGGAACAGGUUUGCAUCUUCAUCUCCUGCCUUUCUCUCAGUGUCAGUCAGGGGGGGUUUGGGGGCUACUGCUCGACACUUCAACCCUCGCUGACUCUCUUUCCUGUCUGCUCUCAGGUGGAUGCUUAUGGAAACAUCCUCCUCACCACGCUGGAGAUGAACAACGAAGUGAUGCCUUCUGACGUGGGGAGCAGCGUCAGUGACUCUCGGAAUUCAGUCAUGUCCUUCGACAGCUCCGGGGUCCAAUUCAGGAAGCCCAUGGCGCCCCGAGACGGCUUCAGCCACCACUCGCUGGACCGGAGCGCCAUGCGUAACCGCGCCAACUGCCGGCUACGACGACGCUCCUCCAAGCUCAAGUUGAAAAUCCCAAACCUGUCAGAUGUUAGCACCAUUGACAAGUGGUCCCGGGUCAUUUUCCCUAUCACCUUUGGAUUUUUCAACCUAAUCUACUGGUUGUACUAUGUGAAUUGAUGUGCAUCCCACUAGGAAUCAUGGGCCAUAUUUUGAGAGCACAUUAAAUUGGCUUUGAUACAGUUCCAAAAUAUGUAUACACAUAUACAAGUUGAACAUAUGUAUAUGCAUAUUUAUAUAUAUUAUAUUUAUAUAUACAUGUGUGAAAUCUGAAGGACCUUUCUGCUGUACAAAGUAUUAAUAGGAUGACUUGAAUGUUUAAGAGUAAUUGUGAGAGAAGAAUUUCAAGGCUUUGAGUUUCUUUUUGCUCCCGAAAGAAAGAAACAAACACACAAACAAACACACAAACACGAGAUCCCACCCGGGGUUUUUGGAACUAAAGACUGCAUGAUAUUUUUGCUAAAAAAAAACAACAACAACAACAACAACCACAAGAAAAAAGAGAAAGUGAAAGCUCUUGAGAGGGGAAAGAUGUCUCAGAGUCCCAUUGACUUUUUAUUGAUACUUAUUGUAAUCAGAAAUCCUCGACUGCAGCUCAUGAGAUCAGUGGUGGCUCGUCUGUUCAGGCAUCAGCUGAGUAUGAUCCUUGACACCCUCCCCAGCCCCCGCCGCCUUCACACAACCUACCCCCUACACGACCCCACCCAUCGACCAUGGAUAACAUGCACGGAAAAUCUCCGGUUCUACUAUGUACAGCAACCUUGUUUGGAUUAUGUGUUGUUCCUUGGGUUUUUUGAAGUGGUAUCGUUCUCUUUAUCAGACAUCCGGCCUAACGGGCUCCAUAGAGGGGAUGACCGACCGCCGCAUUCCCACCCAGAGUCAACGCAAACUUGUGUUCCUUUCUAUUCUCAUGUUAUUUUUAGAAUCACGUCUUUUGGGUAUCGGGAGGGGGCGGGUCUUUUUCAUUAUGGUUCAAAACAAGUGCUGGUUAUUGUAGAUAUGAUUUUGUCUUGAAAAAUACUGUGAUUUCAGAGAGUGUCGGAACAUGUUCUAGAGCUAGGGCAUUAUAAGAUAAAAGAGUCAAAGGUAUGCAUUACUCAUUUUGAUUGUGUGAAGAAGAAAUAUUCUAUACAUUUUCUCAUUAGGUAUUCUCAUGAAGGUGUGCUGUUUAUUUCCUCCUGUUGAUUGGUUCUCAUGCUCUUUAGAUGCAGAGUUCACUGACUUCAUAUCCUGCUUUGUGUUUGACUAAAAGGAAAUGGCAGGAUUGCUAUUGCGAUGGUUGAAAAAUGGUUCCACGGCAGAGAUGUUAAGACGUGUAUAUUUAAAAAAAACAAAAAAAAGAGUCAACAUAUCAGCCCGCAGUUUGACCAGUUGUCAUUCAGUAUUUCUUUGUUCUUUGUUUGUUUUGCAUUCGUGUUGGAGUCGCAGUUUGUGAAGGCAAGAUUAUUUAUUUGCGAUAGUAAUGGGCAGCCCGAGCAGAAUAUGUGUGAGGAGAAGGAUUCAGCAUUUCACAGUCAAACUCAAUCAGUGCCAUCACAAAUAUGUUCCGAACCCCCGAGGAUCAGAAACAUCAGCCUCAUCGGGAAUGAUGCGGUGAUUCUCGGGGAGAAAAUGUGAUAAAUAGCCAUGAACUGAAAUAACAACCAAAAGGCCUAUAAUCAUAUGGUUUCCUUUUCUUUCUCAAACACAUACACACACACACACCGCAUUUCCAGUGCUCAGGGUCAUUUGCAAAACAGAACAAAAAGUUCUACUGGAACAGUAUUUUAUUCUUUUGUUCUUUUUUCAAUCACACAUUUUAAGGUUUUGGAAAUCAGCCACCAACAAAAAGUAAAAGAAAUUUGAUUGUUCCUGUGAAUCCUUUAUUUGAUUUUAAUUAGUUAGGCUCAAUCCUCUUUAAAUACAUUCUUUAUUGGCAUUAAAAUUUCCCAAAUCAAUCUUUCAAAAGUCUUAAAAUUCUAAAAUAUAGGACAUUUUCUGAAUUCUUUAUUUCUGACAUUGCUUUAUCAAAUCCCUCAAAAAAGUGGUAUCAUCAUUUUUCUUUUUGAAUAACUUACCAAAUGCUUCUCACAUUACCGUUUCAUGAAUCUGGAUUAAAAGUCCUUAAUCCAACAUGCCUUAAGUAGUCAGAAACCUGAAUUAAGAUGGAGUCAGAGCAUUAGUUGAUGAGGCAGCAAACAGUGGAUAUUGUAGGGGAAAAACACAUUUAAAUAUCUCUUCCAUAAGACUGUUGGAAGUGCAGAUCAGCCAAAUCUAACAUUGAGUUGCAUAGCACAAUAAAAGAAAGCAAAGUGACUGGCUGAUUAGAGUACGCAGUGUUAGUGUACCUGAGAAAUAAAAAUGUUCAUACAGAACACAAACACACAGGGACAAGAGGAAGAUGGAAGGGCUGCAGAGUCAUUUAUCAUGAGAAAUAUCCACUCCCCUCUGGAGUGCAGUGCGUAGUGUGCAUACGAUGUCUGCAGAAAGGAAUACUGAUCAGAAAGCAUUUUGUCUCCGUGAGUCAGAGUGACGUUUGUACAGUGACGUGGCCCGAGCUGUGAUUCCAGUCUGGUUUUUAUAUUUGUUUAAAUUCUAACUAUUGUUGUCAUUGUACUGAACGGAAAAAGAAAGACAAAAAAGAUCCCCUUUAAGUAUCCAGUAAUCCACAAAAAUAUUGAGGAAGAUGAGGACAAGGGUAAAAUACUGAGCUGAGUGUUUUGUCUCUGUCUGCAGCUGAACAAUCUGUUGUUUGUCUCUCCAGUCAACUGUGAGCUCCAAAGGAUUACAAGACCAAAACAUAGUGUUGAGUCUUAAAUGUGAAGAAAGUUAAUUUAUUGUUAUUUAUGAGAAAGCUGUGCUGCAAUGGACUAAAUUAGCAGUUUCUAUUGUGUUUUAUGGAGAGUACAUAUUGAGUAUUACACUGUGGUAAGAGUAAAGGCCGGAAUUGCAGCAUAUGUGCACAAAUUCUUUAAAAGUUGCCAAAUGGAAGUGAGGCAAUAUUAUAAUGCAAUGAACUUGAAUCAGUAGCAUCAGUUGUUUCCACAUGCUAGUAGCGGCUAAUGUAGCCUCGAGGCGCUAGCCUUAAGGAGAAGUGAGGAGCGGCCUGCUCAGCUCACGUCUUUCUUACUCCACUCCCCCUCCAAUUUAUUUAAUCCUCAAAUUUCUAGUCUUUGGACUAAGCGACAUGACUUUAGCCAAUUUAUUCGACUACAUAUAGGUCUCUCUGGAGCCACAAAAGGCUUCAUACUACUUUUUUCCCCCCAUAUACACAGUUCCAUCCAAACCUGUAAAGUAGACUUGAAAUUGGUGUGGCGAAUUGGCAAAUUUUCCCUUUAACUUACAACACAUGCCUAAAAUAUGCAUACUGUAAUUCUAACUUCUCAUUUGAAAUGAUGCAAUUACUAUAUAGGAUUGCCAAUUGGUUUUUGCAAUAAGAUAAAGAGCAGCUCCUUAUUGUGUUUCCCGCAGAAUACAUUACUCCCAUGGUUGAUACAAGGGUACACUCAUUUUUUAGGUUACCUUAACCUUAAGAAAUAACAAUAAGAAAGGUGGUAAUAGUUAGUGAUUAUGAAUACUAGUUCAAAUAAUGCCCUUUACAAUUUUUGUAUUUUUUUUGCAUCAUUUCAUCCGGGGAUCACACUAACAGCUUGUCAAACUGUUCAAAGGCAAUAUGAUGGAUCUUUAGUGAGAGUGUGAGGAUACUUUUUGUUCCAGUGUAAGACAAGCAAAUAUUGUUGGAAAAAAAAAAUAUGGGACCUAAGUCAACAAUAUAAGUGUUAUUCUAAGUAAAUCGAUAGAACAUGUCUGACCAGAGAGAAGCCUUUUCCUACUCUUUGGUCUCAACCUGACCUUACAUUUUGUAACACAAACUAACUGUCAGAUUCUCCUUCAGGUCAGAUAAUUCCCAGAAAUUAAUACAAACAUGCCUAUUCAGGUGUUAUCUUCUUUUUAGAGAUAUUUGAUGCAUAUCUUUAAUAAACUCUGGACACUUACAGAGGAGAAACCUUAGCAGCCCUUGCAUGCUCGCAAAAUCUACUCAGCACUCAUCUCACUCAGAACAUGUAUAACCUGCUUUCUGGACAUGAAAUCAGCACAUCCAUCCCAAAAGCUGUGAGGAUCUUCUUUUCUAUGCUUUUACUUUAGGAUAUUUGCUUAUACAAGAGAGAAGAUACAUUCCUUUUGACACAUAUGUUCGAGGAGCAGAGGAGGAGAAAAAAAAAGUGUUGAACUGAUUUCAAUGUGAAUUUUCUUGCCUCUAGUGUAUAUGUGUAAUUACAUGUGAAUUGUACUGUAAAUAUGAUAUCUUUCACUUAAUAGUUCUUAAUGCAUGAACAAAAACAUGGCAGUUCGUAAUACCAGCUAGCCUCACUGCUAAUGGCAUGGACCGCUUCUCUAGCAUUGGCAUACUUCUGCAAACGAAACCUAAAAAAUGAAACACAAGAAAUACAUGGUGUGAACAGAAUAAUGGAGAAAUCAAUGCAAAGUCCUCUCACAGUGACGGAGUUUCUGGUGGCUCUGAGCUUGUAUUGGUUCACCUGCUCCAUCAAGAAUGAGGCUAACACUGCUAACCAUUUCCUGGAAAUUGCAGAAUGCCUUGAUUCACUGUCAGCAAACGGGAUGGUGCCAUCUUGAAUGAAAUUCUCUAGGUGGGCUUUCCCAUUAAAUACACCCGAAUUUAAAAGUUGGGUUAGAUUUCAGCACAGUAUACCUGCAGUGUUUACCUCAGACAUCAACAAAAUCACCCAAUUGUCCGGGAGUCUACGAUAAAAAUAUUAAGGGCAUGAUCGGCUAGCUGGCUUAUAGAGGCUAGAGGAGCAGGAUGGCCUUAAGAAGGCGAGUGGGAUGUUCUUUCCUGCUCCUCAAUAAGACAGUCACGUGUGCCCUUGAGCAAGGCACUUAGCCAAAUGCCCAAGUGCAGCUGCUCACUUGCUAACAAUAGAAGUUUAUGUCUGUGCGGUGUAGGUCCUGGAAGUAAAUACGUUUAGCAAUGUGAGGGAAUUGUCCUCUGAAUACAUGCAAAGGUAAAACGUAGUUCCACUGAUGCACCUUGGUUUGUUUGAGUAACUCAAGCCCAGUAUUGUAAUGCUAUAAUUACAAGCCAGGACCUUUACAGUAAAAGUUAUGAAUCAUGACAUUUUUUGUUGACUCCAGUCUUGUGUUAGGACAGUUCAUCUAGGAUUACACCCCUCCCAGAUAAAAGCAAUGCAUGUUAGCGCAAAACUGAGCCCCUUUUUAAAAGAACAGACCACGAACGCACAAGAAAAUUUCAUCCACCAAACACCAGAACAAGGCUGACAGACUCCUCACUGUUAGAAGAAUUUUUGCUGGUGCAUUCAUUAUUUUGUACGUACCUUGUAGGUUUUGUUUUGCAUGACCUGAGUUUUGAAAGGUUUAUUUUCAUAUCUUUUUACUCCGCACCAUCCAAAUUCAUCCCCACAGCCAGGGAAAAGAAACAUCCAGUGUUUACAUGCUCAAAUUGCACUUGUUUUACAGUCCGCUCUUUAAAUCUUGUGAAACAAAACAGUUCGUAAAGCCAGGGGAGAAAAUAAAAACGUACAUGGUGUGACCCGUGCGAAUCACAGACAUGUACUUCUAGAUGAUGUAUUUACUGUAAACCACACAAUUUGGAAUAGAUGCACCGAGUGCAUGCUGUAGUUUUAUCAGGUUCAGCAUAAGCAUUAACAUCAGUCGCCCUUCAACUUCAACGGAUGUAAAGGAUGCUCAGCAGUAGCAUCUGAACGUAAGCCAUGUGAUUGCACACUGAGUGGGUGUUCCCUGUAUUUUCUCUUUAAUAAGUUGCCUCUGGUUAUGGUCUGUUGUCCAUUAAUGUGUGAUGAAGUUGAUUCCCAGUUACACAUCAGUAUCCCUCCCUAGAGCACACCAGGGAGACUCAUGUUUAACCAGUGAGGGGGAAAGAUUUAACAACACUUUAUAGAUAUGGCAACAGAAAGAAAGAAACCCACAAGACCAACAGCCCAUUUAUUUUUUAAUAUGAAUUAGUAAAUGAUUUGGUUCAUUUCUGUGUUCAAUUCUGAUUUAUUGUAUUUGUUGCAUUUGUUAUGGAUUGUUAUUCUUACUGUUGUUGUUGUUUUAUCAUAAGAAGGAAAUGUAAUUCAUCUGAUAUACUGGCACUGGAAGAAAAAUGCAUUUGGUUUUUGUACUGUAAUUGUUUUGUUCACAUUGGGCGCUUAUUUGAUUCAGUUGUUUAAUAAGGUGUUUGAUUUCAUUUGGAGUAUCAGUACUCAUGGAAUCAACAUUUGUGUAGUAUGAAGUUGUAUUUUUUUUGUCAGUGCAAUUUAAUGUUAUAGUGUCAAUCAGCUUUUUUAGGUGUUUGAACAAAAUGUGUUUUUUACAAAUACAAGGUGUUCAAGUAUGUGGUAUAAAAAGGGUUAUCAUUCAAACAACAGACUUUUUACAAAUAAAGGCUUAUACAGUAAGAAAAAGAGCUUAUUUUCAUAUAUGAGCCCAUAAAGGUUAAUAUCAUGCAAUGUUGCGAAAAGGAAGAUAAAUCAGGUUUUCCUCUUCGCUGUUCCAGGUCCAGUUGGUGUCUUGCUUUUUAUAUGUACAUAAAGACAGGUCAGAAAUACAA
Molecule: messenger RNA, 8609 nt
Organism: Eleginops maclovinus (Patagonian blennie)
Lineage: Eukaryota; Metazoa; Chordata; Actinopteri; Perciformes; Eleginopidae
Gene: gabrb4
Product: gamma-aminobutyric acid type A receptor subunit beta4
Exons: 9
Coding region: 602-2158 (518 amino acids)
Biological process (GO): signal transduction; chemical synaptic transmission; nervous system process
Cellular component (GO): plasma membrane; synapse; neuron projection
Molecular function (GO): extracellular ligand-gated monoatomic ion channel activity; chloride channel activity; GABA-A receptor activity
Source: RefSeq, a predicted model, not a curated record